AUGAUUGAAGAAUCUCUUCGCAAAGUUCAUAUUCCAGGUGCAGUAAUCGUUGUUGUCAAUGCUACUGAUAUACUCUAUGAAGAAGCUUUUGGUUAUCAUUCUCUAUUACCGUCUAGACCAAUGAAUGUAAAUCGAUCCAUAUUUUCACUUGCUUCUAUUUCGAAAACAUUUAUUGCCGUUGCUGUCAUGCAAUUAGUCGAGAAAAAACUAGCCGAUCUCGAUACGGAUAUUAAUCAAUAUUUUUUUGAAGACAAUCAAAAAAUUUUUCAUCCAAAUUAUUCAAAUCAUUCGAUUACUUUACGUAAAUUACUUUCACAUUCUUCGUCGAUUGCUGUUGAUGAAAAACUACAAAAUACUGUCUAUCAACCGGGUGAUAGUGCAUUUGCUAAAGAGACUUUGGCUGAUAUGUGUUUCAAUGUUUUAAGUCCAAACACAUCGAAUUGGUUACCGAGACCGCCGGGAAAUGCAACACUCUAUUCCAACGAAGCAACAUCAUUGGCUGCACUCGUCGUGGAACGAAUUACUGAAAUGCCCUAUGAACAUUAUGUUGUAGAAAAUAUUUUCAAACCAUUAAAUAUUGACAUUCGUAAAACUGGUAUUCGUCUAACUGAUUUUCCGAGCAGAGACGAACUUGUUAAGCAUUAUGCCUAUGCUAUAGAUGAAUCUUCGCUUCAACAAUGGAACAAAGAAGUACCACAAUUGAGUCUUGUACAAAUGCAGGGUAAUUUUCCAAAAUGGUUAUAUUUUCCCUUUUUUGGUUUCAGUAGCUAUCCAGCUGGUCUUUUACGUAUGUCAGCUUAUUCUCUAUCGAUUUUUCUUCGAAUGUUUAUCAAUAAUGGUACUCCACUUCUGUCUGCUCAAUCCAUUACUGAAAUGAAAACUGUCGUUGGCGGUGGGCGUAUUCGUCCCUAUAACACGAAUUCGAGUAGUAACGCUACCAAUGAAAUUCCACCGCGGCGAUAUGGACUCUGUUGGCAUUGGAGAACAUUGAACAAUGGUCAUCAAUAUGUAGGUCAUAGUGGUACUUUACCAGGCAUGACACAUUUAAUGCUAAUUAAUGAAAAACAUACUAUUGGUGUUAUUGUACUUACUAAUGGUGAUGUAACUCUACCCAUAGAUUUAUCUAGACAGAUUCUCGAUACCAUAGAAAAUAUUCAUGUUGCACUUUUCAAAUGUUUUGAAACGAGUAGUGCCAAUUCAUAUGUAUUUCACAUAAACAAUAUCUUUGUAAUUUGUUUCUUUUUUCUUGUGGCUUUCGGUUUAUAA
This is a messenger RNA of Rotaria socialis, 1266 nucleotides long. The record is from the annotation of a GenBank genome assembly. NCBI's taxonomy places the organism in Eukaryota, Metazoa, Rotifera, Eurotatoria, Philodinida, Philodinidae.